Acromyrmex echinatior (Panamanian leafcutter ant) is the source of this 2386-nucleotide messenger RNA. RefSeq names its product Carbonic anhydrase-related protein B (gene CARPB). Gene Ontology annotation, molecular function: carbonate dehydratase activity; zinc ion binding. Gene Ontology annotation, biological process: one-carbon metabolic process. Lineage: Eukaryota; Metazoa; Arthropoda; Insecta; Hymenoptera; Formicidae. The record is from RefSeq and is a predicted model, not a curated record.
ACGAGAAACGAUGAUGAUGGUGGCUGCGAGCGAGCGGACGAACGGGCGAACGUGCGAGCGAACGAAGGCACAAGAAUCUCGUCCUCCGUGUCCGGACGCGUCGAUGCGGCGGCCGAACAAGCGCGAACGUAGCAAGCGAGCUGAGCGGGCAGAACGGGCAGAGCGGGACGCGCAGGAGGAACGAAUACGAAAUAGAUCGCGCGCGCGAGAGGGCGAUGAAGGAGGGAAAGGGGAAAGAGAGAAGGUGAGAUAGGCAAAGAGAGAGAAUGGAGAGAGCGCUCAGCGCGCACGCGAAGGGUAGAGAGGAAGGACACACCUGGCGCGUGCGCCACGAUAACGUCGAGAGUGAGUGAGUGAGUGAGUGAGUGAGAGAGAGAGAGAGAGAGAAAGAGAGAUGCCGAGGGUAGCUGCCGUGCGAGGGAUAGAGAAAGGGAUUCAAGCGAGAGAAGGGGUGUAGGGGGUGAGGACGCGCGAGGAGGGACGUAUACAGUCGCCUCGUAGGGCAGUCGUUCCUCCUUCGUCGUUCCUUCGCCGCCGUGCGCUUUUAACGAAAUUAUUCCGUGAUCGAGGGGAAAAAAAAAGACAGAAAUCGGUAGGACAGGUGGAAGAGGAGGAAAUAUACGAGAUAGCGCGGAGAGAAAAUCGGAAGAAUAAAAGACAGGGAGUAUCCGUGGGAAGCUCUCGGGCGCCGGGCCGCGAAUCGGCGAAUCUGCCGCGACGCGCACGGCGGCAUCGUCCUCCGGCGGCAUCGUCCUCGAAGAGGACACCGGCCUGCGUGGCGCGCGUUGUCGUGGCCGCGGUCGACGGCGAGAUCGGUGGAAGAAGUGGUGCGCCGGCGGAAAAGGAGGAGGAGGAGGAAAAGAAAGACGUCGUCCUUUUCGUCGUCCACGAAACGAGCCGAAUGAUGUUCAAUUGACGAAGACCGCACAGUGCUAGGAAUGGCCCCCUUCAGUUCCGUCUUCCUGGGUGUCUGGGGAGUGUUUGUUGUCAUUUUGAUAAAAGAAUCGACACCCGUUAGCUGGGAGGAAUGGUGGACAUACGACGGUAUUUCUGGUCCUGCCUUCUGGGGUCUCAUCAACCCGGAAUGGUGGCUCUGUAACAAAGGUCGAAGACAAUCACCAGUCAAUCUCGAUCCUAAUCAACUGCUUUUCGACCCGAAUUUACAACCGCUUCAUUUGGAUAAGCACAGAAUCAAUGGCGUACUAGCGAACACCGGCCAUAGUGUUGUGUUCGCUGUGGAAAACGACACCCGCCAUCCCGUCAAUAUCUCCGGUGGUCCGCUCAGUUAUCGUUAUCAAUUUCACGAGAUUCAUUUGCACUUCGGCGCGGACGAUCGCAUCGGCAGCGAGCACACCGUCGAUGGACAUGCGUUUCCUGCCGAGCUUCAGAUAUUCGGCUUCAACUCGCAGCUUUAUAACAACUUCUCGGACGCCCUGCACAGGGCGCAGGGGAUCGUGGCGGUAUCGCUUCUUUUACAGGUGGGCGACCUCUCGAACCCGGAGUUGAGAACGUUCACGCAGCAGUUGGAUAAAAUCAAAUACGGAGGGCAGGCCAUGGAAAUUAAACGUUUCGGGGUGCGCGAACUUCUGCCGGACACGAAGCAUUACAUGACGUACGACGGCUCCACCACGAUGCCGGCGUGUCACGAGACCACCACAUGGAUCAUCCUCAACAAGCCUAUAUACAUCACCAAGCAGCAGCUACACGCUCUGAGGCAAUUAAUGCAAGGGGAUGAAAAACAGCCAAACGCACCGCUUGCGAAUAACUUUAGACCACCGCAACCCCUUCAUCAUCGUCCCGUUCGGACAAACAUUGAUUUCAAUGUUCAGGGUCCGAAGAAUUGUCCGACGAUGAACAAGGACAUAUAUUACAAAGCCAAUAGCUGGAAAUAAUACCCAGCACUGCCGUGAGGUCAACAUUUGCAGUAACUACGCUUCUCCCCGGAACGAGCUGGAACUUCGCUGUAAGGAAAAAAAUUGACAUAUCAAUUACAGGCGGGUGACGCCGGGUCACAAAAAAAAUUACGGCAGAUAGAACGUGCGAAGAAGACGACCAUCGACGCCCACGUUGAGGUCGAGAUAAAAAAAAUGCUUCGUUGUACUUAUUAGACGUGAAUUGCCAAGUAUGUUUCCAGUUAAAUCAGAAGAAGAAAAACCAAAUAUACCUAUAGAUCACAAGUUAGACGAGAUAAGCUAAUCGUAAGAUCUAUUAUUAUAUAUAUAUCGGUAAACUAUCGAAAAAAAGCUAUGACUAUCGUGGCCUGCGCGAGGGGUUAAGAGAUGCAAUUAUAUGUAUAAAAAUUCACGCGCAACGGAGAGCGCUAUCGCGAGCAAAAGUUUAUACUAUAUUCUUAUAAUAAAAGCUUGAAAAAACGCAUAAAAUGAGA